AUGAUGCAGCAGAUCCUGAGGGACAUGUUCAUCGAGCCGGAUCUGUUGGCAGAACUCAACGAGGAACAGAAGCACAUCCUGUUCUACAAGAUCCGGGAGGAGCAGGUCCGGCGCUGGACGGAGCGGGAGAGCCAGAGCGCGGUUCCGCCGGGCCCGCGGGGAGGUGGUGGGAAAGGGGUCCAGUGGCUGCUGGGCAGUGACGGGGACGUGUGGGUGUGGGUGAUGGGCGAAGCUGCUGGAGACACGCCCUACGAGGAGAUUGUGACGGAGCUGAUGGAGGAGAGGGCCAGGAAACAGGCCCAGCAGGAGGCCCGGGAACUGUGGAAAGCGAAGGAGGCGGAAAUAGAGAGGAAGUUCCGGGAUGCAAUCGCCAAGGAGAAAGCCCGCUUCGUGGCAGGAAAAUGGAGGGAAGAGACAGAGGACAGGAAGGCAGCCAAACAAGAGGAAGAAGGCAUCCAAGCGGAGCUAAAGAAGUGGGAGGUGGAGGAGAGGCAGAGAGAGGAAAAAGAGAUCAGACGCAGGGAGGAGUGCAGAGCCAAGGAGCUGUACCUCUCCCUGAGAGAGGAGGAGAAGAGCGACGAGCAGGAGGACAAGGAGUGGCAGGAGCAGCUGCGCCGCUCCAAGGCUGCGGACGAGGAGAAGCAGCGGAAGGCCCGCUGGGCGCGGGACGAGUACAGGCGCCAGUCCCUGCGGGCCGUGGAGAAGGGGCGGGGCGCCGGGCUCGGCGAGCCCUUCCAGAAGAUGCAGGGCAACGGGCCGGGCCAGAACCGGAGACACAGCGAUGUCAUCGCUGCUCCCCCCGCUGGAUCCGCCCAGGCUCACCACCACAGGGGCCUGCAGCCAGCCGCCCCCCCACUUUACCGCCGCCGUCACAAUCGCAGGCACAGCAGUGUAGGAGUGCUGCCCCCUACAGACAGCCCAGCCUGGGUGAGACCAGCCCGACCCAGCUCACGCGAGUCCAUUCUACUGUGGUUCCGAGAAGAACAGAGACCCAAACGGGCCGGGUACGAGCGCAACAGCAGCAGCAUCGCCCCCUGGUUCCACGGCAUAAUCUCUCGCCAGGACUCGGAGGCCCUGUUGAUGAACGCUGAAGAGGGCUGUUUCUUGGUGAGGGUGAGCGAGCGCAUUUGGGGGUACACUCUGUCCUACCGCACGGCCGGCGGAUUCAAACACUUCCUCAUCGACGCCUCGGGGGACUACUACAGCUUUCUGGGCGUGGACCAGAGCCGCCAUGCCACACUGGCCGACCUCAUUGAUUUCCACAAGGAGGAGGUGAUCACCACGUCAGGAGGAGAGCUCCUGCAGGAGGCUUGUAGGAAGAAGGGCUCCUCUCCAGACUACGGGGGCCUCUUUUAG
Molecule: messenger RNA, 1356 nt
Organism: Anguilla anguilla (European eel)
Lineage: Eukaryota; Metazoa; Chordata; Actinopteri; Anguilliformes; Anguillidae
Gene: sh2d4ba
Product: SH2 domain containing 4Ba
Exons: 8
Coding region: 1-1356 (451 amino acids)
Cellular component (GO): cytoplasm
Source: RefSeq, a predicted model, not a curated record